AUGCAGUCGAGCGACCGUUUUGACGUGAACAAGACACUCGACGAGAUAACGAGACGAGAUAGGGCUUUGAAGCGUCAACGCUCAGGCGGUCGUAGCAGUCGUGGUGGCAUCGAGGGCCGUUGGGAGCACGACAUUGUCAAUUUUAAAGGAUACCGGCACAAAGGUCCAAUUGAUGCUCAAAGCCCAAGGAUUGAAAAGGCGCAAGAGCUUUUUGGCGACAUCAUCAAGAUAUUCAAGAAGCCGUCGUCUCCCUCUCGUUUGUUGAGCAAUGGAAAAUUCACCAAAUUUGAUCUGAAGGACUAUGGCCUCAACUUCGUUCUCGAGGUGGAAACUAUGAAGCGAAAGAAGAAAGGGAACGCGAACUGCACGGAAACUUUG
Messenger RNA from Mesorhabditis spiculigera, 378 nucleotides. The record is from the annotation of a GenBank genome assembly. NCBI's taxonomy places the organism in Eukaryota, Metazoa, Nematoda, Chromadorea, Rhabditida, Rhabditidae.